Molecule: messenger RNA, 2728 nt
Organism: Sphaeramia orbicularis (orbiculate cardinalfish)
Lineage: Eukaryota; Metazoa; Chordata; Actinopteri; Kurtiformes; Apogonidae
Gene: nol10
Product: nucleolar protein 10
Exons: 21
Coding region: 83-2242 (719 amino acids)
Biological process (GO): maturation of SSU-rRNA from tricistronic rRNA transcript (SSU-rRNA, 5.8S rRNA, LSU-rRNA)
Cellular component (GO): nucleolus; 90S preribosome; nucleus
Molecular function (GO): protein binding
Source: RefSeq, a predicted model, not a curated record
AGGCAACAACGUGGGUUCAGUGCAGUUCACCUGUGUGUAGUAAUAGUGUUAUGUGUGACCUGCGUUUUGUCUACCAUUUACAAUGCAGAUAUCUAGUGUGAAUGAUGUCAAGAUUUACAAUUUAAGCUACGGAAAAUCUCUCCCAGAGUGGUUGUCAGAUCGAAAGAAAAGACAGCUUCAAAAGAAAGAUGUCGACAUCCAGCGCAGGAUUGAGCUCAUCCAGGACUUUGAGAUGCCCACAGUGUGCCAUUCUAUCAAAGUGUCCAGGGAUGGGCAGUACAUCCUGGCAGCAGGCACUUACAAACCCAGGAUCCGCUGUUAUGACACGUAUCAGUUGUCCCUGAAGUUUGAACGCUGCUUGGAUUCAGAUGUUGUGGCGUUUGAUGUCUUGUCUGAUGACUAUUCUAAGUUGGUGUUCCUACACUGUGACCGCUACGUAGAGUUCCACUCCCAGCACGGACACUACUACAAGACACGAAUCCCAAAGUUUGGGCGAGACUUUUCCUACCACUAUCCCUCAUGUGACCUCUAUUUUGUAGGCACAAGUUCAGAGGUGUACAGACUGAAUCUGGAACAAGGGCGCUUCCUUAACUCACUUCAGACAGAUGCAGUGGAGCACAACGUGUGUGACAUCAACCCUGUCCAUCACUUAUUCGCAACAGGAACCUCUGAGGGACGGGUCGAAUGCUGGGACCCCCGUGUACGGACUCGCGUUGGCCUGCUGGACUGUGCCCUGAGCAGCCUCACUGAGGGAACAGAGGUUCAGGCUUUGCCGUCAAUCAGUGCUCUGAAGUUCAACGGCUCUCUAACCAUGGCAGUAGGCACCAGUACAGGGCAGGUGCUGCUGUAUGACCUGCGCUCCAGUCAGCCGCUGUUGGUUAAAGACCACUUCUACAACCUGCCCAUCAAAUCCCUCAACUUCCAUGAUCAGCUGGACCUGGUUGUGUCUGCUGACUCCAAGAUCAUCAAAAUGUGGAACAAAGAUACUGGCAAAGUGUUCUCCUCCAUACAGCCUCAGGCCAACAUCAAUGAUGUUUGCAUCUAUCCUCACUCAGGUAUGCUCUUCACUGCCAAUGAAGAUCCCAAGAUGAACACGUUCUACAUUCCGGCUCUGGGCCCGGCUCCUCGCUGGUGUUCCUUCCUUGAUAAUCUGACAGAGGAGCUGGAGGAGAGCCCGGAGAGCACGGUUUAUGACGACUACAAGUUUGUCACCCGGAAGGACCUGGAAAAUCUGGGUUUGUCUCACCUGGUGGGAUCCUCCCUCCUGAGAGCCUACAUGCACGGCUUUUUCAUGGACAUCAGGCUUUAUCACAAGGUCAAAAACAUGGUCAAUCCUUUUGCAUAUGAAGAGUAUCGUAAGGAUAAGAUCCGCCAGAAGAUCGAGGAGUCCAGGACCCAGAGGGUGCAGAUGAAGACGCUGCCCAAGGUGAACAAGGAGCUGGCUCUCAAACUGAUGGAGGAGGGUGAUGACGAAGCAGAGCUGGCUGCCAGGAAAAAGAAGGGCAAGGCUCUGCCCAGCAUCCUUGGCGACGACCGCUUCAAGAUGAUGUUCGAAAACCCAGACUACCAGGUGGACGAGCAGAGCGAAGAGUUCCGCCUGCUCAACCCCAUCGUCUCAAAGGUUGGCCAGAAGAGGAAGAAGAAGCUGCGUCUUCUGGCUCAGCAGGCCUCCGCAUCCCAGCAGGAGGCCGAAGAGGAAGAUGAAGCUGAGGGCAGAGCCAGCUCUGAGGAGGAAAGUUCAGAUGACGACAAGAGCUGGGUGGAGGAGGUGAGGGAGCAGAGGAGGUUACUGCAGCAGGAGGACCGAGACCGGCGGCGGCAGGAGAGGAAGGACGCCGACCGAAACACUGUUCUGCUGGAGAGGGAGCAGAACGGCGGGGAGAAGACCUCAAACAUGGCCGACAGCAAGAAGAAGAGUCAGCCUGAGUUUUAUCAGAUUAAAGCCGGGGAAGAAUUCCGCAGUUUUAAUGACGUGGCCCGCAAGCAGAAACUGCAGAAGGCUUCUUUGGAGGACCGUCUGAAACUGGAGGAGAACUCUGGAACUAACAACACGGCCGAUAACGCAGUGGGAAGCAAACAGCUAACUUUUACUCUGAAAAAGUCGGAGCAGCAGAGGAAGCAGCAGCAGGCAGAGCGGGAUCACCACGAGGAGAGGAAGAAGCUGAGGCGUUCAGCCGGACACCUGAGCAGUGCCCGCGGGAGAGGCUGGGGCGGCAGAGGAAGAGGAAGAGGAAGGUACUGAGGAGACCAGCUCAAUCCAGGACCUGAAGCCUCAGUCCUCUGUCAGCACAACAGACCAGCAAAGUUUAACUGAUGACGCCUCAGAACUGAUUGACAUCAGCGAGAGGCUGGACAAAACAGACAGACAGACCUGCACUGGUCCUGGGUGGUCUUUACCAUGUGUUUAGGUGUAUUCUAAAAAUUCAGUGCAUAUUUAAAAUGAUUGCUUGUGUGUAAAUAACGCCCGUGUUAUUAUCUAAAACACCUCAAAGCACUGUUCCAGGAAAAAUGGAUAUGUAAAGAGUUCAGAGGGACUGUUGUGACUCGUCUCGUCUCAGACGCCUAGUUUCUUAUAAUGACUCCUCAGUGGAGCCUACAAUUUCAGUUUAAUGGAGGGGAGAAAAUAUGUGUAUAGUAUAUUUUUAACACUCUUUAUUAUUGUGUUUCUGUUAAUCCAACACUGGGAUAACAGUACUUGUACUAUAUUAUAUUUGGUACAACACUUGCU